This is a messenger RNA of Spinacia oleracea (spinach), 2326 nucleotides long. Its product is annotated as plant UBX domain-containing protein 8. The record is from RefSeq and is a predicted model, not a curated record. The transcript has 11 exons. Gene Ontology annotation, molecular function: ubiquitin binding. NCBI's taxonomy places the organism in Eukaryota, Viridiplantae, Streptophyta, Magnoliopsida, Caryophyllales, Amaranthaceae. Bases 302 to 2107 code for a protein of 601 amino acids.
AGCAAACACAAAGGCCAAAGUGGUUUUUCCUUUUGGGUCCUUUGCUUGUCAUAGUUUACAACAAAAAUAGUCUACUUGUAUUGCAAGGCAUUCUUUGUCCAUUCCCAAUCUCCCAAGUGUAGAAGAUUUGAGAGAAUUCUGUGUCAAACAAUACUCCAUUUUCAUCUCCACCGCUAACCAUAGUUCUAUAACCCCAAUAUAUAUUAGCCCACAAUAAUUCUAGACUCAAAAUAUUUACCAAAUUAUACAAAAAUCUCUGAAUCCCCUUCUAACAAGUUGAAAUUAUUCCUGAAAACUCACAAUGGCGACUGUCAAUCGGGAAGCAAUUGAGACUUUUAUGAGCAUCACCGGCGCACCUGAGCCUGUGGCUACGCAAAGGCUUAAGGAAUUCGGUGGAAAUCUCAAUGAAGCUGUUAAUGCACAUUUUAGUGAGGGAGAUAGAAAUGUAUUGCAGGAUGCCCCUAUUACUGGUACUGCCACACCAAAUGAUCUCAUGGAUAUAGAUGAACCGCCAGUAAUAGAGCCUCGUGGUCCUACAUCACUAUUAUCUGCUACCAGAGGGGGGAAUCCUUUCUCUGUCCUUGAUCCAGCCUUUGGGAGGAGCCUAUUUGAUACUAGGAAUUUAUUCGAUACCAGCUCUGAGCUCAUGGGACGUGCCCCAAUUGUGACACAGCCAAGAGAAGUUAGGGAAAUUCCCAUAGAAGUCAUAGGCGGGGGUGACAGUUUAGCUGCUCCUUCUGGUCAUGGUCCCAGGAUUGAGGAUGUCACAGACUCUAUUGAUGCAGAGGGACCUCAAAUACGUGGAACUGUCAUUGUUGAUGAUGAUGAUGACAUAAUCCCAGGGAACUUUGGAGGUAGUAGGAAUAACUCCAGACCUAGUGCACCUCAAUUUGAUGAUUUGCCGGAUGAUGCGUCAAAUGACAUAGAGGAAGAAAUGAUUCGAGCUGCCAUCGAGGCUUCCAAGAAAGAUGCUGAACUCCAGACGAAUCAAGUUGGCCCUGGGUUGGAUGAUGUUGGCCUGCACCAGGGGCCACCUCAGCGAGAUGAGGCCGAGCUUGAACACGCGGUUUCCUUAUCUUUGAAGACAGCAGAACAGGAAAUUCUACAAAGACAGGUAAGUCUCAAUGCUGGAGCUUCUGGUUCAGUUGCUAACGGGCCUCUCGAGGUGGAAGAGCUAGGGAUAGUAGGCGAACCAAAUAGAAGGCAAGAUGUUGGUUCUUCUGAUAAGCCCUCUUCAACUCACCAUAAGAAAGAAGCAGGGAGUUCAUCCUUCCAAGAUGAAGCAGAUGAUAUGGAUGAACAACCGCUGGUCCGGAAUAGGUCAAGGCGUAGGUCUUCUGCUUCAGCGACUCACACAGAAGUAGAAGAAUCAGAAGUUAAUCCUACUCUGAAUCCUCCACAACCAACUGUUGCUAGUGAGACACAUCCCAAUGGAAAUGCUUUUCCUUCUGACGAGUGGGGCGGUAUCUCCUCUGUGGAACAUGACGAAGCAGUUAUGCUCGAGGCUGCUAUGUUCGGUGGAAUCCCCGAGAGUGGAUUUCGUGUCCCAUAUGCUCCACAUCAGAUGAUGCACGCUGGAUUUGAUACACAAUGGAGAAUGCCUCGUUCUCCUUCACCUGGCCUUGUUGCCCAGCGUGCAAUUCGGGAACAGCAGGAUGAUGAGUACCAUGCUGCAUUAGAAGCUGAUAGGGAAAGGGAAAUGAGGGCAGUGGAGGAAGAAAAAGCAGCUAGGGAAGCGGCACUGGAAGAGCAGAGGCAAAAGGAGGAAGAAUCGCGGAGGAAAUUAGAGGAGGAACAGGAACUUGAGAGGCAACUGGCUGCCAAAGAAGCUUCCCUUCCCGAAGAACCACCUUUGGAUAAUGAGAAUACUGUAACUCUUCUUGUUAGAAUGCCUGAUGGCAGUCGACGUGGCCGCCGGUUUCUUAAGUCUGAUAAAUUGCAGUCUCUCUUCGACUUCAUUGAUAUUGGGAAAGCAGUCAGACCUGGCACCUAUAGAUUGGUAAGGCCAUACCCUCGCAAAGCAUUCAGCAACGGAGAGUGCAACUUGAGCUUAAACGAGCUUGGCCUGACAAGCAAGCAAGAAGCGUUGUUUAUGGAGUUAAUUUGAAACACUCAAAACUUGUAGAAAUUGCACUCUAAACUUGUAGAAAUUCACACAUCCAACCAAUCCCAUCCAGUAUUUAUUAGAAAUAUAUAUAAACUACAUGGACAUUUAAGUUUGUAUUUUGGGUUUUCCGACUAGCUUUUCUAGUACGAUAACUCCCGUGUGUUCGAAGGAGUUGGAAAUGGAAAAUCAUGUUCAUGGGCAUUAGGUUCGUGUUUUUAA